AUGAUACUAGUUAAGUUUAUAUUUUGUACAUGUAUCCAAACGGUGUAUAAUCAUCAUCUGGAUCAUAUACGCGAAUCGACACGUAAUGCUUAUAUUACUAAUGAUGCAGCUUAUUGUGUUGUGGCGAAAGAAUCCGUUGGAAAACAGAUAUCAAUUGCACUUUUGGAACGUAUAAAAGCCGAUUUCAGGAAACGGUACGGUGGCGGGAAAGCCGAUACAGCUGUUGCCAAAAGCCUCAACAAAGAAUUCGGACCGAAAAUGAAAGAGCACAUGCAAUAUAUAAUCGACCAUGCUGACGAGAUCGAUAAACUAUUGAAAGUUAAGGCUCAGGUUUCGGAAGUCAAGAGUAUUAUGCUUGAGAAUAUAGACAAGACUAUCGAAAGAGGCGCAAACCUAACUGUUCUUAAUGACAAGGCUGAAGACCUUCGUGAUUCGGCUCAAGAAUUCAAGAAAAGGGGGACGCAACUCCAACGAAAAAUGUGGUAUCAAAAUAUGAAAAUAAAGCUAGUCGUGCUCGGAAUAAUCCUCCUCUUAAUCCUCAUAAUCUGGCUCUCCGUUUGCCGCGGCUUCAACUGCGCAAACUAGUACCAAUUUCUUCGCUCUCGAUUACGACUCAUUUCAUCCCCUACACAUUAUAUAAAUCGUUCACUCCACACCUUCGAUUUUCAAGAGGUUUAAUGUAAUUGUUGCAACUGUUUGUUAUAUAUAUACAUUAAUUCUAUUUUUUUUCUGAUAGAAGAUUUGAUUGAUACGAAGUACAGUAGAACCUCGAUAAAUUAAUAACCUCGAUUAAAUAAUAGUUUCAGUCAGUCUCGACUCGGUGAAAAGGUGUUAAAUUACUGACUCGAUAAUUUGUAAAAUAUAUAGAGGUUUAACUGUAGUUUCUAAAUUUUCAAGAAUUUGCUUGUAAAAUGUAUUAAUUUUGUCCCACAUCGAUAAACUGACAAUUAAGUGUUAAGUAAUGAAGAUAUAAAUCGGGCCGGGCUGUAUCAAUCUAAAGCA
Molecule: messenger RNA, 1002 nt
Organism: Erythranthe guttata (spotted monkey flower)
Lineage: Eukaryota; Viridiplantae; Streptophyta; Magnoliopsida; Lamiales; Phrymaceae
Source: RefSeq, a predicted model, not a curated record